AUGGAUCCUUGGGCGGUGAUGAUGAUGAAUGAACCUUUCCUACAAAUUUGUGACCCCAUCUCCAUUCGGCUGGAUCUUCUUUUUCACCCAUUGUCAUUAUUUUAUCUGUUUCUAUUUUCCAACUGCAGUCCUUGGGAGGCACGGACUGGCCAGCCGAUAUGGGAUCAAGCGGGCUUGAGAACUGGCUUGACCUUCGGCGUGGAUUUUCGCGACCUCCGCUCCGACAGCUAUCUAUCCAUCCCCAGGCCGUUGGUUACUUGGUCAGGCAAUCCAAUCAUGCGCGAUAGCAUCUACUAG
Messenger RNA from Aspergillus fumigatus Af293, 297 nucleotides. RefSeq lists its product as uncharacterized. NCBI's taxonomy places the organism in Eukaryota, Fungi, Ascomycota, Eurotiomycetes, Eurotiales, Aspergillaceae. Bases 1 to 297 code for a protein of 98 amino acids. The transcript is spliced from 3 exons. The record is from RefSeq and is a predicted model, not a curated record.